AUGUUGUCAACCCAAAUGCGACGGCCCGCGACGCACUCAGUCCUCGCUUUUCGUCCACUCAGAAGCUCGACGGCUCAGUCACUGAAUACGCCAUGGUCCCGAUUUGCUAGCAGUCGAUCCCAAAAGCCAAACUCGUCAUCACACUGGAUCCGCAAUUCCCUCGGAUUUGCUGUGACAGGAACUGCAGUUUUUAUGGGGUACUCAUACAUGGCUGAUGGUGGAAAGGAGGCUCUGAUGAGUCGCCCGGAGGUUACGAAGAAAGAGCCCGUUGAUGUCAACGAUCUCCAAGCUCAGUUCAUUCAAGAAAAACGAAGCCUGAAAAGUCCCGCCGUCUACACAUGGGGUUCGAAUGUUUAUCGUGUGGUGGAUCCAGGAUCUAAAGAUACUGACAUCAAGACUCCUCGGCGCUUCAAAUACUUUGAUGGCCAGGUGCUGAGAGAUCUCAAGAUCGAGGAAAAGUCCGGUGCCGCAAUCACCGAGAAGGGAGAUCUAGUACAAUGGGGCAAGGCGUUCUCAGAGUCGGAUUUCAAACCCACGGCAACUCUGACCGGCAAGAAUCUUAUUUCACUUGCUCUGUCUGAAAGCCGAAUCAUUGCGCUAUCCUCGGAUGGGACUGUAUACUCGCUACCAACAUCCAAGGACGAGCAAAGCACCGGCCCGAAGACAACGGAAAGCUCUUGGGUUCCUUUCUGGCCCAACCAGUCUAAUAUGAGCUACCGUGUACUGAACCCAUCUUUGAAGCUUGGCGAAAAGGUCACUGCAAUCAGUGGAGGACAGGAGCAUGUGCUGCUCCUCACAAGCUCUGGUCGAGUAUUCUCUGCGGCGUCAUCCACCGAAAAUUACCCUUCGCUUGGUCAACUCGGUGUGGAGGGACUUACCUGGUCCACCAGACCCAAGGGGCCAGCAGAUACCUGCCACGAAGUUACAGCUCUCAAAGACUCCAAAAUUGUUCAGAUUGCCUGUGGUGACUACCACUCACUGGCGCUAAGCAAAGAUGGCCGUAUGUUUGGCUUUGGUGACAACUCAUUUGGUCAAUUGGGCGUGGAUUUUGAACCCCAGAGGCCUUUCAAGGAUGCUCCUUUCCAGAUGAAGGUUCAAAAACUCUAUAGAAGGAACCUCUACCUGCCAAAGGUUACUAGCAUUGCUGCUGGUGGCGCCAACACCUUCUUCUCCGUCGAUGCCAAGCGCAUUCUGGGGUACGAAGAAGAGGCUGCCAAUGUUCAUGAUCUCGGGAAUGUAACUGCAGACACAUGGGCAUGCGGCAGGGGAAUCUGGGGUACUCUCGGCAAUGGCAGAUGGGUUCACCUGCAGGAUUCGCCCACCAAGGUGAAAGCUUUAAGCGGUAUGAGCGAGUAUGACGAGAAAACAAACCAAAUGACCCCUAUUCGCAUUCGGGCCAUGUCUGUCGGCACGACACAUGUCUCUGCGAUCUUGGACAACAAGACCAAUGUCAGCAAGACUACCAAGGACUCUUUGGAUCAAUCCAAAGACUGGGGCUAUGAUGUACUCUGGUGGGGAGGCAACGAGCAUUUGCAACUGGGAACAGGAAAGCGAAGCAACCAGGCCAAGCCAACCUACAUCAACGCACCCCCCGAAAACAAAACCCAGGCCGAGGCGCGCUUACAGAUCAUGCCUCGCCACAAGGGCAAGGUCGGGAAUCGCAAUGUGAGCAUGGAGCAGCGUGUUGAAUGUGGGCGCCAUGUCUCUGCCAUUUAUUCUGCAGUCUAA
Penicillium mononematosum is the source of this 1728-nucleotide messenger RNA. Its product is annotated as RCC1 domain-containing protein. The transcript has a single exon. The record is from RefSeq and is a predicted model, not a curated record. Bases 1 to 1728 code for a protein of 575 amino acids. Gene Ontology annotation, biological process: mitochondrial respiratory chain complex III assembly. Gene Ontology annotation, cellular component: mitochondrial inner membrane. Lineage: Eukaryota; Fungi; Ascomycota; Eurotiomycetes; Eurotiales; Aspergillaceae.